GCGCGCUGCCGGGUUGGGCGGCGGGGCCGGUGCGGAGCCGGUGCGGAGCCGGAGCCGGGGCCGGGCCAUGGCGUUGCUGCUGGAGCACGAGUUCAAGCCGCUGCCGGCCGACAAGCAGAUCGAGACGCUGCCCUUCCUGGAGGCCGUGGCGCACCUGCCGCCAUUCUUCGAUUGCCUGGGGGCUCCCAUUGUCUACUCACCCGUCAAAGCAGACCUGACUGGAAAUAUCAAGAAAAUCCGGGCGGUUUAUGACUCCAACCCUGCCAAGUUCAAAACUCUGCAGAACAUCCUGGAGGUGGAGAAGGAGAUGCACGGCUCAGCCUGGCCCAAGACAGGCGCGACGCUGGCGCUGAUGUGGUUGAAAAGGGGCCUGAAGUUCAUGCUGGUGUUGCUGCAGAGCAUCUCCGAUGGUGAGCAGGAUGAGGAGCAUCCGAACCUCAUCCGAGUGAAUGCCAUGAAGGCUUACGAGAUUGCGCUGAAGAAGUACCAUGGCUGGGUGCUGCAGAAGCUCUUCAUGGGCUCAGUCUACGCUCUUCCAUACAAAUCAGAUUUGCUGAAGGCAUUAGAGAAGGGUAAAGAAGUCAAAGAGGAAGAAAGCAUAGAGAAGAUUCAUCAGUUUCUCUCGAGGGUCACCCCCAUUCUGGAUGCAAUUUAUGAGAUGUACACGAAGAUGAACGCCGAGCUGAGCUACAAAGCCUGAGGCUCACACGGGACUGGCAGGGCUUAAAUAAGGUGUGAUGGGUGCUACCUGUGUCUUAAUCACUGAGGCAGCCCGGGCAACUCCCGGCUGUCAGGUGACUGAUUCUUGUCUGGAUCUGCAGUGGAUAACCUGUUUUCUAAAAAAAAAAUAUAUAAUAAUAUAUAUAUAAUUUUCUAUUGAGAAUAUGGCAAUAAAACCAAUUGUACACCAUGCCGUCGUAGGAUUUCCCAAGCUUUUGUACUAAAGAGGAAAAACAAGUGUUUCUAGUCCUUCUGCCGUGGUACGGGGAGUGAAGCGUGACUGGCAGCAGCAUCCCACCAAUGCUGCCUUGGCUCUGCCCCGGCUCUCAGAUGGCACCGGUACCCACUGCGUGCCGACGACGGGCAGCCGGGGGAGAAACUUCCCGAAUGAUGCCAGCGGCACCCGUGACGGAGGAGCUGAUGACUUUCCCAGGUGACCCCAGCUCCUCCAUGGGAGUGAGCCCCUGCUGCCAGGACCUUCCCAAUGUGGGGUUCGGGGGACACACACAUGUUGCCUUAUUAACCGACUGCCUUACGGUACUGCCAAGCCCCGUGCUGGUGGGGCGGGGAAGCAAAAUUUAAUAAAA
This is a messenger RNA of Falco peregrinus (peregrine falcon), 1307 nucleotides long. It is a transcript of the gene GLTP, whose product is annotated as glycolipid transfer protein. Gene Ontology annotation, biological process: ceramide transport; intermembrane lipid transfer. The transcript has 5 exons. The record is from RefSeq and is a predicted model, not a curated record. Gene Ontology annotation, molecular function: ceramide 1-phosphate transfer activity; ceramide 1-phosphate binding. Bases 68 to 700 code for a protein of 210 amino acids. NCBI's taxonomy places the organism in Eukaryota, Metazoa, Chordata, Aves, Falconiformes, Falconidae. Gene Ontology annotation, cellular component: membrane; cytoplasm; cytosol.